Molecule: messenger RNA, 2684 nt
Organism: Synchiropus splendidus (mandarinfish)
Lineage: Eukaryota; Metazoa; Chordata; Actinopteri; Syngnathiformes; Callionymidae
Gene: bbln
Product: bublin coiled coil protein
Exons: 2
Coding region: 199-522 (107 amino acids)
Source: RefSeq, a predicted model, not a curated record
AUAAAGUCUCAUCGAUAGAAUAACGUUCGUUUUCUGCUGCCUGUGUGACUCAUUGAACACUUAUUCCGGCUUUGGUACGGUCCGAAUACUAUACAGUUCAUGCAAAAUGAGUCGGUAGUAUUCGGCUAGUGCUACUGUGCUUUAUAGCUUGGCAAGCUAAGCAGAUUAAGGCGAACUGUAAACGACAUUAAAACCGAAAUGUCUGGCCCAAACAGCGACCCGGACAUGUCUGUCGACGACGUGAACAUCGACGAUGAAGAAGAAAUCGAGGAUGAAGAGUACGCAGCAAUCAACUCAAUGCUGGAUCAGAUCAACUCCUACCUCGAUGGUAUUGAAAAGCAGAACGAUGCUCUGAACGGGAAGCUGCACGACCUCAUGGAGUCAAACCGACAAGCCAGACAGGAGUUCAGGGCCCAGCUGCUCAACUCCACGGGUCAAGCGGACGACAAACCCGACUCCACCGACAAACCAGGCAAAGACCAGGACCCGUGUGGUUCACAAACCUCUGAAAAGAGCAGCUAGACUUGAAAAAUGUAUAUAUAUUUUUUUGUGGUAACAUCUGUUUGUUGGACUUCCUAUUGUUCCGUUACCCUCUGUACCACAGUGACACACCAGAAGUCUUUAAACAGAUCCUUAACCUGACGUCAUAGAUGCUCUUAAAUGUUGCCAAGAGCGUUAUGCCAUCAUCGCCUCCUAAUAAGCAGUAAGGUUAAACAAAGGAGGGCUGGUCCAAGUGUGUAGAGGGAUGAUCGAUGUGUGUAAUCAUGUGUCCGCUGUGCUGUGCCGCUGUUCUUGUGAAGAUAUUAAAGAAGAAAUGACUGUCGAUGAUGCACUGGUCAUUGACAACAUUCCAAACACCUGCCUACUAUGGCGUCAAACAUACAGUGUUGUACCUCUAAAGAAGCAGCUCAUCCGCUGGGCUCGUCUGCUGUGGUCACAUCUGGAAAGGAGCCAGCCAAAUUGCUCUGUACUCAACAAACUUCUUCUCAACAGAAGUAGGUCAAGUUCAACCCGGAGGCCUCAUGCGGCCCUCAUGAGUUCAGAGCAAAACUACAAAAGAAAAAAACUUGUUUACCAUUUAAAUUCCAAGUCAUUGGGUGUUUUAAGGCUUUUCCUUUGCCCCUUACCUUUUUCUUUUUAAAUUACAUUAGUUUUAACUACAUUCCUCACUAUUCCUUUAAUUAUAUUAGACAUCCUUUAUUUGUCCUGCGUUGGGAAAUUCCACAGGUCAUUUUAACAGUAUAUCCCUCAAACUAGAGGAAUAAAAUUUUAUAUAUAUAUACACCUAGUAAUAAAGUGCCAUAAUCUAAUUUUCUCCAUAGUUCUGCAACAGUUAUUCUAAUAUUCAUUAUUUAUGUUGAGGAUAUUUAAAUACACAGUUUAUAAAAUGAAAUCUGUCCCCAUUUUAUAAUGUUCAAGCAACAAUAUGUAAUUUACAUUUGAGAUUAUUUUUCUUCUGUCUGUCUGGCAGCUUGAUGGCCUCUCACCAACGUCAUAACAGCAACUAAUGUGGCCCCUUAGGAAAUUGAAUUGCCCACUGCCUUGACUAAAACCAUUCCUGUAAAUUUCAUGCCAACUUACUUUUGUGGCACCUCAAGGUUCCGUUCCGUAUCUCUUCCAAUUUAAUUCUAAUUUUCGCUUCCUCCAACAUCUGAAACUAAAACAGUUUGCUCACUGCAGUACUGUGUUGUGGAUUUAAGAACUCAAACAGCCCCAUGAUAUGGGAAAUAAUCAAUAAAUAAAUAAUAGAAAAAAUACAGAAUCAGAACAUUUCAUUUCAUUUUAAUAUAAAUUAAACAGCCUGCCUUGAACAGAAAACAUGAAAUAUACAAUUAACUUCCAGCAUUUAAAAAACUUCACCAGUCUCACCAGUGUUGGAAUAAAAAUACAACAGGAGAGUUCUGUUUUAAUCUUCAUCUACAUCUGGUGGUCCCAGACCUGUCGCACAUGACUGUUGCCAUGAGUACAAGUGUUGCUACACAUCAGUCAGACAGACCUUCAGUCCAGUAUUCCCCUGUAUCUACCACAGGAUGAAAUGUUUAAGGUCACAAAUAAGGAAGCGAAUCAGGAGACACUUCAGAUCUUAGAAUGAGAAAUAAUCUCCUUGAUAAACACGUAAACACACUUAAAAUCCUUCUCUAUCCAGUGUGAAGAAACACAGCAUCAAAAUGAACACACAAAACUUAAAAUAAAUAAUUUAAGAGGGUAUCAGUCCAAUGAGGACACAUGUCCAAAGGAAAGUGACACUUUGAGAUGGAACAAGAAACAAAACAAAACCAAUUGAAAAAGUAUUGAACACGCCAAAGUCAUUUGAUUUCGGCUACGGAAAAGUGCAGCCCACCGAUUAUUGUGUGAGUAGAAUGUUAGAUCCCAUUUGUCUUGUGGAACAAGGGAGCAGGCUACAGAGCACAGGAACGUCAAGCUUAGUCUGAGAUAAGGGGAAGCAAGACAGUUUCCUAAAGUACAGUAGCCUACAAUGUAGUCCUUAUUAUGUGAUGGCCAUGAUGUUCAGUAACAUCAUCAUGUCUAGUAUAUUUCUCAUCCAACCAAUCCAACAACAUGGGAUGCAGCACAACAAUAAUUUAAAUUAGAUAAACACAACAUCAGUGUCUGCAUUUUGUGUUGUAGUCUUCACUUCUUCAACCUGUGUUUGACUGUUCACUGGUUUUCAAACUCAAAGCAAA